Molecule: messenger RNA, 333 nt
Organism: Coniophora puteana RWD-64-598 SS2
Lineage: Eukaryota; Fungi; Basidiomycota; Agaricomycetes; Boletales; Coniophoraceae
Exons: 1
Source: RefSeq, a predicted model, not a curated record
CUUCCGCAACUAUCUCCGCACCCUCCCGAUUUUUCUCCCGGCACCCGUCUCACUCAAGAGCGCAUGGACGAGCUCGGAAUAUUUGACAGCGAUUUUCUGUGGCCCGAAGAGCAGAAGCUAGCCGCUCAAGUCCUCAUCAACAAUGAGAAGGGUCUUGCUUGGAACGAGUCAGAGAAAGGCAGAUUUCGAGAUGAUUACUUCAAGCCCAUCACCAUCCCCACCAUCGAACAUACUCCCUGGAUGCACCGUCAACCGCCCAUUCCUCCCGGUAUCCGCGAGAAAGUCAUCAAUAUUAUCAAGAACAAGAUCGACUCCGGCGUCUACGAGCCGUCC